Messenger RNA from Exserohilum turcica Et28A, 2517 nucleotides. RefSeq lists its product as uncharacterized. The record is from RefSeq and is a predicted model, not a curated record. Gene Ontology annotation, molecular function: protein binding. The coding region runs from base 1 to 2517 and encodes 838 amino acids. Gene Ontology annotation, cellular component: post-mRNA release spliceosomal complex; Prp19 complex; U2-type catalytic step 2 spliceosome. NCBI's taxonomy places the organism in Eukaryota, Fungi, Ascomycota, Dothideomycetes, Pleosporales, Pleosporaceae. The transcript is spliced from 2 exons. Gene Ontology annotation, biological process: generation of catalytic spliceosome for first transesterification step; mRNA splicing, via spliceosome.
AUGCCCGGCGAACUCCUCAGGACCGUGACCGCGAGCCUCUCGCGGCCCUCGAAGCGCAAGAUGGAGCCCUCGGCGGACCUUUUCCUCAUCACCGACCAGGACGUCGCGUACGAGCAGGACAUCCAGCGCAACCCUGGCAGCGUCAAGCCAUGGCUCGACUACCACGCCUUCAAGAAGUCCCGCGGCAGCAUCCUGGAGCAGGCCUUCGUCCUCGAGCGCGCCGUCACCACGCUGCCGCGCUCGUACAAGCUGUGGAAGCUGUACCUCGAGCUGCGGACCAAACACCUCGCCAACAAGAAUCCCGCAAAGUUUGCGCCGCACUACGUCAAGGUCAACGCCCUGUUUGAGCGGGCUCUUGUUCUGCUGAACAAGAUGCCGCGCAUCUGGGAGAUGUACCUCACCUUUCUCAUGCAGCAGCCUCUCGUGACCACGACCCGCCGCACCUUCGACCGAGCAUUGCGCGCCCUCCCCCUAACGCAGCACAACCGCAUCUGGGCCCUGUACCGGCCCUUCGCCACGUCUGCCUCGGGCGAGACGGCCGUCAAGAUCUGGCGACGCUACAUGCAAAUCCACCCCGAAGACGCCGAGGACUUUAUCGAGCUGCUCAAGGACAUGCGCAAGUACACCGAGGCCGUCAAAAAGUACAUGGAGAUUCUCAACAACCCCCGGUUCAAAAGCAAGGAGGCAAAGGGGCCCUUCCAAUUCUGGACCGAGAUGAUCGACCUCAUCAUUGACCAUGCCAAGGAGAUCGACACGAGUGAUGACAGUGGCAUCAACGUCGAAAAGAUUAUCCAGAGUGGCAUUGCCAAGUUCCCUGACCAACGGGGCAUCCUGUGGGUCGGCCUGGCGCGGUACUGGAUGCACAAGGGCGAAUACGAAAAAGCGCGAGACGUCUUCGAAGAGGGCGUGACUACAGUCAUGACUGUGCGCGACUUCUCCGUCGUCUUUGAUACAUAUGUGGAAGCCGAGGAAGCCAUGAUUGGAAUUAAGCUGAAUGAGGCUGCCGCCCGGUCAGAGCAGGGCCAAGUCGAUGAAGCUGGCGAUGCCGACCUGGACAUCAGAAUGGUUCGCUUCGAAUCACUGAUGCAGAGAAGGCCAUUCCUGCUCAACGAUGUUAUGCUGCGACAGAACCCACACAACGUGAUUGAAUGGGAAAAGCGCGUUGCGCUCUGGGGCGACAACAAGAAAGAAGUGGUGCAGACGUACACUGAUGCCAUUGCGGCAAUCAACCCCAAGAAGGCCGUUGGCAAGUUCCACGAACUCUGGACCAACUACGCCAAGAUAUACGAGGCCGGCGGCGAUCUUCAGAAUGCGCGCGUUAUCAUGGAAAAGGCCGUCAAGGUCCCCUUCAAGUCGGUCUCGGAGUUGGCUGAGAUGUGGUGCGAAUGGGCAGAGAUGGAGCUCCGCAACGAAAAUUUCGACAAGGCCGUCGACAUCAUGGCCAAGGCUACGCAGGCACCCAAGCGGUCCAACGUCGACUAUUUCGAUGAAUCCUUGUCGCCGCAACAGCGUGUGCAUAAGAGCUGGAAGCUGUGGAGUUUCUAUGUCGACCUUGUGGAGAGUGUCAGCACUCUGGAAGAGACAAAGAAGGUGUAUGAACGGAUUUUCGAGCUUCGCAUCGCUACGCCACAGACCAUUGUCAAUUACGCAAACCUACUGGAGGAAAACAAGUACUACGAGGAGUGCUUCAAAGUGUACGAGCGUGGACUGGAUCUGUUCAGCUACCCCGUCGCUUUCGAGAUCUGGAAUCUCUACCUCACCAAAGCCGUCGACCGAAAGAUUGGAAUGGAGCGGCUGCGUGAUCUGUUCGAGCAGGCGGUGGAAGACUGUCCACCCAAGUUCGCCAAGGUGCUGUAUCUCAUGUACGGUGCGCUUGAGGAAGACCGUGGCCUGGCCAGGCACGCGAUGCGCAUUUACGAACGUGCUACGCGUGCCGUAGCGGACGAAGACCGGAUGGAGAUGUUCAACUUUUACAUUACAAAGUCGGCGUCCAACUUUGGUCUCACUUCAACACGACCAAUCUACGAGCGCGCCAUUGCUGCUCUGCCCGAUGCUGAAGCCAAGGAAAUGUGUCUCAAGUUUGCUGAGAUGGAGCGACGUCUGGGAGAAAUCGACCGAGCGCGAGCCAUCUAUGGCCAUGCCAGCCAAUUCUGCGAUCCGAGGACGAAUCCCGAGUUCUGGAAGAAGUGGGAGUCUUUCGAAGUCCAGCAUGGAAACGAAGACACCUACAAGGAGAUGCUACGCAUCAAGCGAAGCGUCCAAGCUCAAUACAACACCGACGUCAACUUUAUCGCCUCCCAAGCUGUCGCUCGCGGCCAACAAAACAAUACAUCCGCCGACGACGAAGAGGGAACUGCAGACAAUGCCGACGAGGACGCAAUGGCUGCCCUCGAACGCCAAGCUCGUGCACCUGCUGGCUUUGUCGCUGCUAGCACAGGUCCCCAGGGCGGCAACAUCAAGCCCGUCGAAGAGGCAACCCCCAACCCAGAUGCGAUCGAUCUCGACGACGAUCUAUGA